AUUUAUGUCGGGUUGGUUUGGAGGACUUGAACCAGUUGUAGUCGCAAGUCUGACGUUGGUGGAUCUAAAAAUAAGUUUUCGGAAUUGCUGUUUUGUUAUUCUUUGUGAUUAUUUUGCAUUUUUAUAAAAUAAAAAUGCUGGAUUUAUCAUUACUUUUCGCUGUUUGCUUCAUAACGUUGGUCAGCUGCGCUGUUCCUGACCAGCUUCAACAAAACAAAGAAGUUUACAGUAGAAUUAAGAAAAGGAGCUACUACCCUAGUUCGUGGGCACCAAGAAAUUCGGUUUCACCUUACAAUGCAGCAGCUGCAUUCAAAGCAUCUCCAUACACAAUCCGAAGACCCUACAUCAUCCCAGUGUACGGUAAUCAAGGGGGUAAUCUCAUGUUUUACCCGCCUCAGCCGGUCUACAUGAAUCCAGGAUCGCCCAUCGAUAAUCCAAUCAAACGUCCUUAUCAAGGACCCACUUAUCUACCUCCAAAGAAGGACAUGAACAGUUUGGUUCCGAAUCGAAUCGGAGGAGAUGAUUUUGAUGAUGAUGACGAUAGGCCUAUUUGGGGUCCUUCUGGAAUGGUUCAGAUACCUUUGAGUAAUAAUGGUGAAGCAAAAGAAUCUGAAAAACCAACCAGACCACCAACAGCAGUACUACCCUCAGUACCUCCCCUAAUCCACAAUCAAUCCAAAGCUCAACGGCCCCUAGUCCGAACCACAACAAUCAAACCAGCAGUACCUUCAGGUCCAAGCAAUUGCGUUUGGGCCAUAAUAUCCUGUUGUUCGGUCGGCAAUCCUGCCGAAGUGUCCCAAAACUGUUUCGAACAAAGAGGCUGUCCUGGACCAUUUUGGGGCGACAGCCCUUGUACAGGGGAGUUUGCUAAAGCCGCAAUAUCUUCAGCGGUGAAUUAUUACAAUCAGAAUCACCCCAACGCAAGGGUGAUUAGAAGUUGAAGCUUCAAAAAGUGUACAUAUUUUGUAAAUAGUUUAUCAGUCUUUUUUGACUAUAAAUUUAUCAGAGUUUUUAUGUUCCUUGAUUAGUGUAUUAGUGUAGAUUAUAUAUAUUUAUUUAUGUAAUAGUACUUACUGAAAUAAAAAAUGUUUGUUUUAUAGUAAAUCAAUACAA
Messenger RNA from Ceutorhynchus assimilis (cabbage seed weevil), 1113 nucleotides. The record is from the annotation of a GenBank genome assembly. NCBI's taxonomy places the organism in Eukaryota, Metazoa, Arthropoda, Insecta, Coleoptera, Curculionidae.